Messenger RNA from Tripterygium wilfordii, 1613 nucleotides. RefSeq names its product ethylene-responsive transcription factor ABR1. The record is from RefSeq and is a predicted model, not a curated record. The coding region runs from base 179 to 1219 and encodes 346 amino acids. NCBI's taxonomy places the organism in Eukaryota, Viridiplantae, Streptophyta, Magnoliopsida, Celastrales, Celastraceae. Gene Ontology annotation, biological process: regulation of DNA-templated transcription; ethylene-activated signaling pathway. Gene Ontology annotation, molecular function: DNA binding; DNA-binding transcription factor activity. The transcript is spliced from 2 exons.
GAUAACUUUCGAAUUGGAAGAUUAUCGGAAACAUACUCUGUUCCUCCUCCUCCUCUGCUCCUUUUCACAAGGUGCUCUGUAUUUAAGCAUAUUACAACGUGUAUGUGCGUGUUAAGGUUAGAAAUAGUGGAGAAUAUAUCCGAGAGAAAGAGACAAUAACAUUGAUGGGUUGGUGUUGAUGGAGAAGAAUAAUCAAGGGAGACAACAAAGUUCGGUUUUUUCUGAACUGGGUAGAGAGAGGGAGAUGUCUGUCAUGGUGUCUGCUCUCACGCACGUGGUGGCCGGAGAUGUUCCUGGUGAGUCGGAUAUUGGUUCGACAUCAAGUGAUGGUUCUGAUGUUGGAGAGAAGAGAGGAAGAGAAGAGGAAGGUGGCGUUGGUGGAGCGGAAAUGUCUAGAAUGAUGUCAAGGCUUUCUAGAGUUUCCGGUGAUGGAGGUUCGUCAUCUUCUGCUGUUAGAGCAGGUACUGAAACUUCAAGCAUGAUGAGCACAAGAACAACAACAGCAGCACCAACAACAACAGCAUUCACUCCAGUGUAUGAAUACAAUGAGAACAACAAACAAGAGCCAAGGAGAAAAUACAGGGGAGUGAGGCAGAGGCCUUGGGGAAAAUGGGCAGCAGAAAUUAGAGACCCUUUCAAGGCAGCCAGAGUAUGGUUAGGCACAUUUGAAACAGCAGAGGCAGCGGCCAGAGCCUACGACGAGGCCGCCUUACGCUUCAGAGGCAACAAGGCCAAGCUCAACUUCCCGGAAAACGUCAUGCUCCGCCCCUCCGUUGCACCCCAAUUGCGCAUUUCUGAUCCUCCAAGGACCCUUUUGCCCCUUUCUUCAACAGCUGAGCCAAUAGUCCAUCAUCAGUCCUCUCAAGCUUUUCCACAAAAUUUUGAGGUUUCAAGGGACUUGGGGAGCUAUCCUCAGUGGAUUUUGGGGUCUGGAGAUAUUCAAGGGCAGCAGCCAAAUCCAAUGAAUGUAUAUGGACAUAAUACACCAUUCACAUCAUCAUCUUCAGUGGCUACACAAUUUCAGUCGUCUACUUCUUCUGUUCUAUCUUCCAGUUCUCCACUCUCAUCAUCUUCUUCACCACCUCCAACCAAUUUUCCUACAUAUUUUUCGGAUCCAGCACCGGAAAAUUUGUUUAUAGGGUCAGGACAGAGGUCUGAUGUGGAUUUUCCAAUACCACCCUGGUCAGAUUCCAGUCAUUAUACUUCUAAAUCUGGAUAAAUUGAUCAGGUGGACUAGUGGACUACUUCAUCUCUAUUUGUUUUUGCGUCUCUAUACAUUGUUUUCUUAGUUAGCUCCUUAUUCAAAGUUACCGGUCUUUGAAUUUGUCCAAUGAUCCAAAAAUAGAUUGUAUACUCAUUAUUCAAAGUUACUGGUCUUUUAGAUUAGUCCAAUGAUCCAAACAUAGAUUGUAUACAAGUCAGCAGCUUAUUAUAGCACUGUUACUUUUUUUUGGAGUCUCAUUGACUGGAAUUUAGUUUGUUCUUUGCCUCUUUGCUUUGAUAGAGGAUCAUUCCCUACUUUUAAAAGGACAUUCUAGACGUUGAAGCAAAGGAACCCCUUGAAAAGUUGCAAUCUAAACCAAGAAGCAAGAAAGUUCCUGCUAGUUUCCAGA